GCAUCUCCUACCGGCUCAUUUUCAUUGGCCAAAGUCCCCACACUCAUGUGCUGGUAGAGAGUAAACUUGCAAGAUGGCGGUGCGGUGGGGCGCAAGCGAGGAGACUUUAACGACGUGCAAUAUGGAUUUUUAUCCUUUGGAUACACUCGGCGGCGUGACCGCUGAGCUUUGCUCUGGGGAAACAUUGGACGAUCUUCAGAGCUGCUUGGACUCUUCCAUUCUUUCCAUCUUUGACACAUCGUCCGUAGAGACUAAAGGCCUAGACGAGAACAGUGAAGCCACGCUGUUAACCACUCUUGCGGACGUACUCGACAAUAUGGAUGAUGAGAACCCGUCUCCGUUUGACACGCUCCCUGAGUCGGACCUGCUGUCGGGUCAGGGCAGAGAACACUCGCCGCUCAGGAGAUUACUCUGUCUGCCACGGUCCACUCCAGAGAAAGACUUGUUUUGUUCAAGACCACUAUCGACUGGAAAGAACCUCCGCAUGAUGAGAGACAUGUUGCAAAGAAGUGACGGGGAGGAAGAGGAUGCUGGUUCUCUCACGCUGACCAGUUUACCUUCUGACCACAUUUUGACAGACUUAGACGGUUCAACUGUUCCGUCUCCUGUCACCGUUGAGCAGGAGAGUGGCAACGGCCUUUCUGUUAGUCUGGGUGACUUGGUCAAACAUAUGCAUCCAUACUGCAUGACCAUUUGCAUGGAGGAUGAUGAAGGCAUGCAGAUGUUGCCAGCAGGCGGAAUCUUACUGGAGGUGGUGGAUCAGGGUGAAAACGGGGAGCCCAUCCUCGCUGUCCAAGACCUCCCAGUUCCUCUGCCACUUGAAGAGUCUACAGCUCAUAAGCUAAGGGCAGACGAUGAGGAAGAAAUAGCUUCUGACAGCUCGGAACAUAUUGUUGUUGAUGAUGUUGAUGAAUCAUUCUGUCCGGCUCCGGUGAAAAUGACAGGUUUAUGUUCAGAUGGGAAAGAAAGAAAAGGGCAUAAGGAAAAUACGAUAGAAAGAAGGCCAUCUCGUAAGAAAAAGAAGAAGAAAUGUAAGAAACGUUGCCCUCCGGUGGAGGGAAGAGUCCUCAGAAGUGCCGCGACAAGAAAUGAAAAGCAAGAAUUAAUCCAGAAGUCUGAAAAGAAGCGGCUCAAGGAACAGAAGAAGAACAAAGGGCCCAUGGCUCCAGCUGGCCCUGCACCUCCCUCUUUAAAACCUAGGGAAGUAAUGCCACAGCAAAGUGAAUCGCAAGCAGAAAUCUCCACUAUGACCCCUGAAUCGAGUGCAAAAUCUGUUCCGACGUUUGUGUCGCCACAGCCCACAGUAGUGUUAAAAGCUGGCCUUUCUGGAAAUCCAGCCCCAGCAGUCUCCUCCCAGCAGCAGGAUAAAAUGUCCCGAGCUCCUGAUGAGCUCUCCAGCCAACCUUCCUCAAUGUCUUCCAGCAACCCUGCAGGUGCUCUAAAGUUGACAUUGACCGGAGAUGAGCCCCUCCUUCCUGAGACUCCUGCAGCUCCAGAGCCAAAGCCCAAGUCCCUCAGUCUGGCCGAGUACCGACGACUGCGACAACAAAAGAAGCCCGUUGCGGUGGAUAAACAAGGCGAUAACAGCACCAAGUGGCCCAGCCUUCCGGAGCCGCCCAAAGAAUUGCCCCCUAUCCCCUGCUUGCCUCAACCCAGCCCCAGGGACCCUCGGUGGUCCACCUUUCAAGCUGCUAAAAAGGAGAUUGAGGUCAAACCGGCCUGGCAACCUCGGGGACCCUGUGCCCCACCCACCCCGGAGGCACUGUUGGUGCCACCCGCCUACAUGAUGGCCUCAACCAAAAAACCUUGUAAUGCUGUCCCUGCACAAUCAGAAGUGUCAAAACAAGUCUCGAGCCAACCUACAGACAAAUGUCCUAAACUGUCAGAAGACAAAACACAAGUCAAUGAGAGGAGAUCACAACUUGUCAAAGCAACUACAGAGACAAUCCAGUGCACCUCUGGCGCGACCAUUCCUGUCCCCGGUCCACUGCAGACGGCCCCAGUUUGCCAGAAUGUGCCUGAGGUCAUUCCUCACUCCACGCCUUCCUCAAACAAUCACGGCACGACCGCAAAGGCCUUGACAACGAAUGUCAAAUCUUGUUCGACUCCUUCCCUUCGCCCCAUGGCAUCAUCAAGUCUUAAAUCAAACCUGGUUGUGCUUAAACCAAAAUCACGAGUCGUGACGCAAAUUGAAGCUGCAAAGACAAAGAGUCCCACGCAGGAGUUGAUUGAGUCCUUCACCACGGAAAUGGGUAUUGAGGCAACUGAUCUAACCAGCCUGCUGGAACAGUUUGAGGAAACGCAAGCCAAAGAGCAACAAAGUGUACCGGAGGUCUCUGGUAGAGCAGCAGCUGUAGGAAACUCUGGUUUCGAACUUCCACGCGAAAGAACUGUUGUGGAGCGUGUCAGUGAUCUCUCAAGCCCUGCAGCUUUGACUCCUCCAGCCACGCCUCCACACCAGAUGUGGAAACCUCUAGCCUCCAUUUCUCUGCUGGGAAAGGCAAAGUCCACAGAGUUGACCAAAACAAACCUCUCCAAGGCCAUUCAAAUAGAGGCCCGCCCUUUGACCUCAGCCAAAUUUCGUGCCAAGCCCACAGCGGCUACCGCCACUGUGCCUUACAGUGUGGUGUGCAUGGAUCACGAUUACUGCCUCCCCAGCAGAGAUGUUUCUACUGGAGGAGCAGGCAACCGCUGGAAUCUCAAACAGCAGAUCACAAUCAAACCCAUAAGGAACCCGGCUCCAGCCACGACGGCACCUCCAUGCAUACAGGACACGACCCACCGAUCAAAUUUAAACACGCAAGCAUCUUCACCAACUCCUGAGGCUUUAAAUAACAACAUUCAUGGGAUGGGGGCAUCCUCUGUUCUGGAGACUCCGGAAGCUUCUCCAGCACGUCAGGAGAACGAAUCAGCCGAAACAGCUCUUGGGAAGAAGCCUUUUGAAAGGUCAUAUCAUUGCCAGCCUUCCUCUCACAGUCCCAGCCCCAAACGGAGGGGGCGAAAACGAAGAUCCCAACGCUCGCCAUCUGUAUCCAGUGGCUCAGAGUCUGAUUCGUGCUCAUCUCAGUCUAGAUCGAGAUCCCGCUUGCCAUCCAAGAAAAGGUUUCGUCAUUGCCACUCUCGCAGCAGAUCCAGCUCCUCAUCUCGCUCGUCUUCACGGUCCUCCGUCUCCCGCUCUCCUCCCAGGAGGAGAAAAUACUCGUAUUCCUCCUCUCACUCUGGUUCUUGGAGUCGAUCAAGAUCGCGGUCACAAUCCCCCCAGAGUCGAGCGCCAUGGAGAAAAAACAGAUCAGUUUAUAGUCCUUCGUAUGGAAGGGCGUACGGGUACUCUGCUGAGGAUGUGAAGUCUCGCAAAGACCAAGCCAUUGAGGAGCGGCGGGUUGUUUACGUUGGUCGGAUUCGAGGCACAAUGACUCAGAAGGAGCUCAGAGAGCGUUUUUCCUACUUUGGCAAAGUGGAGGAUUGCACUCUGCACUUUAGGGAGCAAGGGGACAACUAUGGGUUUGUGACUUACUACAGCACCAAGGAUGCUUUCACUGCCAUUGAAAAUGGAAGCAAGCUGCGUAAGGCUGAUGAGCUGCCCUUUGAUUUGUGCUUUGGUGGAAGAAGGCAGUUCUGCAAAACCACCUAUGCUGACCUAGAUUCUAACAGAGACUAUGACCCUGGAUUUGCAAAAGGCAAGCUGAAGACACUAGACUUCGACACUUUACUCAAGCAGGCGCAGCAGAGUCUGAAGAGGUAACAGGAGGCUGUCGCAGGGAGCAGCCAACACUUACCUCGAGAGCUAAACUUGACUUUUCAGUUUGUUGUGGCAUUGUAUUUUUGUUGUUUCAAUGUCUUUUGUCUGGGCAAGUUUAAUACCUUCUAUUGAAGAGCUGUAUAAUUAAAUGAGUAAAAGACAUUUAAAAAAAAAGAAAAAAGGCAAAAUGUGACUUUUUUAAAUGUUUAUCUUAAAAUUUAAAAACAAAAUGUCUGGAGAGAAUCACUUUUAAAGAGCAAACCAAUUGGGGCUCUCAAAUGUUGUGAAAGGAUGUAUUAUAUUCACGUGUACUGCAAACAGCAAUUAAAACCGUGAACCUGAA
Messenger RNA from Syngnathus acus (greater pipefish), 4082 nucleotides. RefSeq names its product PPARG related coactivator 1 (gene pprc1). The transcript has 14 exons. Bases 74 to 3742 code for a protein of 1222 amino acids. Lineage: Eukaryota; Metazoa; Chordata; Actinopteri; Syngnathiformes; Syngnathidae. Gene Ontology annotation, molecular function: transcription factor binding; RNA binding. Gene Ontology annotation, biological process: positive regulation of transcription by RNA polymerase II. Gene Ontology annotation, cellular component: nucleus. The record is from RefSeq and is a predicted model, not a curated record.